GCACGCCCUCGGAAGCACAGGCUCGUGGCGCUGCUCUGGGGGGCUCCCGGGCACCCAGCCUCUCAUCCCUAGCCCGCAGCACCUCCGGGCCCCCCUUACCCUCGAGAGGCACCGGGAGUUGUCGCAGGGGGGCCUCGGGAAAUUCCCCGGACCCCUGUGCCAGGAGGUGCCCGGUGCGCCCGCCCGCCCCCCCACCCCGAGGGCGGUGCCCGGGGGCGCUGCCCCAUGGAGCGGGGAGGCGGGCGCCGUCUGCUCUCGGAGCCGUGACCCGAGUCGGAGCUCCGUGUCGCAGCCGCCCCGACCCCCGCGGAUCAUGCGCCGUCGCCCCUGGCUCGCCGGUCCCGCCGGGCUGUGAGCCCCCCACUCCUGGCCGGUCACGGCCCGCGCGCCAUGGGCAGCACCCACCCUUGCCCCUGGCUGCGGCUCCGACCUCGGCCCCAGCCGCGGCCCGCGCUCUGCGCGCUCCUGUUCUUACUGCUGCUGGCUGCCGCCGUGCCCAGGUCUGCACCCAACGACAUUCUGGGCCUCCGCCUCCCCCCGGAGCCUGUGCUCAAUGCCAACACGGUAUGCCUAACGUUGCCGGGCCUGAGUAGGCGGCAGAUGGAAGUGUGUGUGCGCCACCCCGACGUGGCCGCCUCAGCCAUCCAGGGCAUCCAGAUCGCCAUCCACGAGUGCCAGCACCAGUUCCGGGACCAGCGCUGGAACUGCUCUAGUCUCGAGACUCGAAACAAGAUCCCCUACGAGAGUCCCAUCUUCAGCAGAGGUUUCCGAGAGAGUGCCUUCGCCUACGCCAUCGCUGCAGCGGGCGUAGUGCACGCGGUGUCCAAUGCCUGCGCCCUGGGCAAACUGAGGGCCUGCGGCUGCGACGCCUCUCGGCGCGGGGACGAGGAGGCCUUCCGUCGGAAGCUGCACCGCCUGCAGCUGGACGCGCUGCAGCGCGGUAAGGGCCUGAGCCACGGGGUCCCGGAACACCCAGCCCUGCCCCCUGCCAGCCCGGGCCUGCAGGACUCCUGGGAGUGGGGCGGCUGUAGCCCCGAUGUGGGCUUCGGGGAGCGCUUCUCGAAGGACUUUCUGGACUCCCGGGAGCCUCACAGAGACAUCCACGCACGCAUGAGGCUCCACAACAACCGAGUUGGGAGGCAGGCGGUGAUGGAGAACAUGCGGCGGAAGUGCAAGUGCCACGGCACGUCAGGCAGCUGCCAGCUCAAGACGUGCUGGCAGGUGACGCCGGAGUUCCGCGCCGUGGGGGCGCUGCUGCGCAGCCGCUUCCACCGCGCCACGCUCAUCCGGCCGCACAACCGCAACGGUGGCCAGCUGGAGCCCGGCCCCGCGGGGGCCCCCUCGCCAGCCCCGGGCGUCCCGGGGCCGCGGCGCCGGGCCAGCCCCGCCGACCUGGUCUACUUCGAGAAGUCGCCCGACUUCUGCGAGCGCGAGCCGCGCCUGGACUCGGCGGGCACCGUGGGCCGCCUGUGCAACAAGAGCAGCGCGGGCCCCGACGGCUGCGGUAGCAUGUGCUGCGGCCGCGGCCACAACAUCCUGCGCCAGACGCGCAGCGAGCGCUGCCACUGCCGCUUCCACUGGUGCUGCUUCGUGGUCUGCGAGGAGUGCCGCAUCACCGAGUGGGUCAGCGUCUGCAAGUGAGCGGAAGGCUUCCUUCCCUUCCCUGAGCCUGGCCCUCUGCGGCUUGCCGUCUUGGCCCGGCAGCAGCGUCGCCCUGGCUCCUGGGAGAGGAGUUUGGACCAUCUGAUCCGAUAGGAACCUCCCGGCUCUGAGGGUCAAGUCUGCAAUCAGGGGAGAGUCCAGACCUGCCUGGACCCCACCACUCACUUCUGGGGGCUCCAGGACUGAUUUGCCUCCCUGCUUCUUGCCCUAAGCUUAGACGGCUCAGUUGGGCUGGGGAUUGCCCGACACCCACACCAGAGGGCAAGUGUCAGCCAGGCAGCCUCUGGGCCUGUCUCCUUUCGUGCCUUCACCUCUAACCCUGGAAGCUGAAGGGCAGGGGAAAGAUGAUUAGAAAAGAAGAAAUGGACGUAACUGAGCUGAAGUGAUUCUCUAGAGGCCUAGGAUGCCCUCCCCCAAGGGCCUCUGUCCCUCAUCAUUCAUUUAACAAAUAUUUAUUUUGCAUUCUUUGUGGCCUGGCACUCUGCAGGGGACGAUGGGUGCUGGGGAGACAGAUGUGAAUAAGAGAGACACAGCACCGGCCUCUUGGAGUUUACAUUCUGGUUGGGAGAGAGGGACAAUAAACAAGUAAAUAUACAAACCAGGUCAUCUCAGACAAUGCUCUGUACCACGAAGCAAAUAAAGCACGGUGCUGGAUGUAGAGUGAUGUGUGGGGA
Herpailurus yagouaroundi (jaguarundi) is the source of this 2336-nucleotide messenger RNA. RefSeq names its product Wnt family member 10A (gene WNT10A). Bases 391 to 1641 code for a protein of 416 amino acids. The record is from RefSeq and is a predicted model, not a curated record. Gene Ontology annotation, molecular function: cytokine activity; frizzled binding. Gene Ontology annotation, cellular component: extracellular region. NCBI's taxonomy places the organism in Eukaryota, Metazoa, Chordata, Mammalia, Carnivora, Felidae. The transcript has 4 exons. Gene Ontology annotation, biological process: cell fate commitment; multicellular organism development; canonical Wnt signaling pathway.